Molecule: messenger RNA, 1788 nt
Organism: Guillardia theta CCMP2712
Lineage: Eukaryota; Cryptophyceae; Pyrenomonadales; Geminigeraceae
Exons: 8
Coding region: 1-1788 (595 amino acids)
Biological process (GO): cellular response to calcium ion
Cellular component (GO): plasma membrane
Molecular function (GO): protein binding; calcium-dependent phospholipid binding
Source: RefSeq, a predicted model, not a curated record
AUGGUGGAUGCCGUGCCGAAGAGCAAACUUCUGCUCUCCAUAGAGUGCAAAGGGCUGCAGAACAAAGAUGUCUUAUCCAAGUCUGACCCAAUGUGUGUGGUUCAUAGCAAAGACCCGCAAGGUCGCUGGGUCGAGGUCGCGAGGACUGAAGUCAUACAGAACAACCUCAACCCCAAGUUCUCGACCAAGAUCGAGAUCGACUUUCUGUUCGAGACCGUGCAGAAUGUCAAGUUCACAGUGUACGAUAUCGACUCGCCCAAGAAGAGCCUGGACCAGCAAGACUUCCUGGGAUUCCACGAGACGACGCUAGGGAAGAUCGUAGGGUCGAAGGGAUCGUGCCUGAUCGAGGCACUUGCAAGCUCUAAGGGAGCCAACGACAAGAGGUAUGGCACCAUCAAGAUCCUUGCGGAGGAGGUACAGGGAGCGAACGACUCUCUCCGCUUCAUCCUGAGUGGGACCAAACUAGCGACAAAGGACUGGCUGGGAAAGGGGGACAAGUACGUGAGGAUCAAGAGGAAGCGGAAGGAUGGGGCGCUGGAUGUGGUGUAUGAGACUGAGGUCAUCAAGAACUCUAAGGACCCUGUCUGGCACGGGAUCGAAAUCCCCAUUCAGAAGCUCAACCUGGGACAGAUGGACAUGCCGAUGGUCUUCGAGCUGUGGGACUGGAACGCCAUGUCGAGCCACGACUUCAUGGGCCAGGUGACCUGCACCGUGCAGGACCUGCUGAAAGGGACCGGUCCAGCAUCUUUCCCUGUCAAGAAGAACAAGGGAAACGCCCAGGACACCAAAGAUCGAGGACUCCUCAACAUUACCCACGUCCAGCUGGUACACCGGCCGACGUUCUUCGAGUACGUGGCUGGGGGAUGCCGCAUCGACAUCCUGAUGGCCGUUGACUUCACUGCGUCCAACCAGGACCCGCUCAAGCCAGACUCUCUCCACUACAUGAACCCGUCGGGCUUCAACCAGUACCAGCUCGCCAUCGCGUCUGUUGGGGAGAUCCUCGAGAAGUACAGCUCCAGCAAGCAGUUCGGGUGCUUCGGGUUCGGCGCGAAGCUGCCGGAUGGUCGGGUGUCCCACUGUUUCGCCCUCAACGGCAAGGCGGAUCGCCCGGAGGUCCAGGGGGUCCAGGGGAUCCUCGAUGCGUAUGCCAAGUGUCUCAGCAGCGUCGUGCUGUACGGGCCGACCAACUUCGCUGACAUCAUCACCAUGGCUAACGACAAGUGCAAGAGGAUCAAGCCGGGCAGCCAGGAGUACGUCGUCUUGCUGAUCAUCACCGACGGAGAGAUCACCGACAUGGACAACACGAUCGAGAAGAUUAUCGACUCCUGCUCCAGCCCUCUCUCCAUCGUCAUUGUCGGGGUCGGUGACGCAGACUUCGGCAAGAUGGAGGAGCUCGAUGGGGACGAUCGGGUGCUGCGGUCCUCUGUAUCUGGCAGGCAGGUCACCCGGGACAUAGUGCAGUUCGUCGCCUUCAGGGAGUGCAACAAGAACGGAGCUGAGCUCACCAGCCGCGUCCUCGCUGAAAUCCCCUCCCAGCUCACCUCCUACAUGAUCGCCAACAACAUCCAGCCCCGUCCUCGUCCCUCUGUGGACUCAGACUGGAACCAGGUGCAGGCAGGCAUGCAGAAUCUCAACAUAGGAGGAGGCGGUGGCUCAGCCCCUCCCCCUCCCCCCCCCGCAUACUCUGCGCUGCCACCAGGAUGGGAGGAGCGAGUCGACCAGAGCAGUGGCAGAGCUUACUAUGUCAACCAUCAGACACAGACGACACAAUGGGAACGACCAGUUUGA